Leptidea sinapis is the source of this 738-nucleotide messenger RNA. RefSeq names its product ABC transporter F family member 4-like. NCBI's taxonomy places the organism in Eukaryota, Metazoa, Arthropoda, Insecta, Lepidoptera, Pieridae. The transcript is spliced from 5 exons. Bases 113 to 655 code for a protein of 180 amino acids. The record is from RefSeq and is a predicted model, not a curated record.
GGCCAUUUGUAGUGUUAACAAAAGAUAAUUUAAUAAUCAGUUAGCUUAGAUACUACAAGAAUGAUAAAUAAUAUGUCAAGUAUAAUUGGAGCUUGUUUCAUAAAAUAGCGACAUGAAAGAUUUAAGACUGUUGUCGCUAUGUAUCCUACACGCGGCUGUGGCCGUUCCGUUGGCUCUUCAGGACUUAAUGUUGGCUGAUGAUAGCGUGUCUGUGGGCACCUUCGUGCGACCUGUCAGAUCUACUGCACCGGAAGAAGACUACCAUAAAUCUUAUGAGCAUGAAGGAGACGGCGAGAUCGGUUACUCUAGGAAGAAAUCUGGAGGAGGCAAGAAAGGUUAUCAACACUUCGACUCGUACCACAAGAAAGCAGGUGACAACUACGAGUUCGAGAAGCAGGACUCCUUCGGGCAUGAGGAGGAGGAGCAGGCCGGUGCUCACAGCCAUCCGAAGGAGAGGAAAGCUAAACCUCAUCGUGAGUUUGAAAGAGAAGAUACCGACGAACAAGAAGAGAAACCACGAAGAAAGGAAAACGAUCAUGAAGAGAUAAGGGAAGGUGAUGAAAAUAAAGGUGAAGUAUCCGGCUACGAUCCUGCCGACUACACACUACCAGAGAAAUACACGUACGGCGCGGGAGAAGAAUAUAAUUUCAAAUAAAACCAUAUCAUUGGAGUGCAAUAAAUAUUUAUGCACGACACACUAAUUGUUACUACCAAAGAAUACACGCCAACUAAAACAUU